Didymosphaeria variabile is the source of this 651-nucleotide messenger RNA. RefSeq lists its product as uncharacterized. The transcript has a single exon. The record is from RefSeq and is a predicted model, not a curated record. Lineage: Eukaryota; Fungi; Ascomycota; Dothideomycetes; Pleosporales; Didymosphaeriaceae. Bases 1 to 651 code for a protein of 216 amino acids.
AUGGUUUCCACCCGCUCUAUCAUUAUGGGCUGCGCCCUACUCUCCACCGCCGCCUUGGCCCUCCCAACUCCCCAAGACUCCUCCGACUCCGACUGCACCAUCACCGCGGAUGACCUUACUGCCAUCGAUCCCACCACUGCUACGUGUGCUAGCACAGGCGACUUCACAUCCGAGUGCGCAGACGCAGCCACCGCUGCCCCGGCCAUCAGCUCCGCCUUCCAAAAGUACGACAUCACCGAACCCGGCGCCCAAGCCGCCCUCAUCGCCAUCAUGCUUUACGAAUCUGGCUCCUUCAAAUACAACCACAACCACUUCCCUGCGCCGGGCCGCCCAGGCCAGGGCACGCGAAACAUGCAGAUGGCGCCGUUCAACGAGAAGUACGCAACCGCUUUGUAUGGCGCCGACAAGGUCGCCGCGGCAAAGGCGCAGGGUGGCGAAGAUGCGGUGCUGGCGCUUGUGCAGGGGGAUGACGACAGCUUUGGGAGUGCGGCGUGGUUCUUGACUACGCAGUGUGAUGCCAGUAUUAAGGAUGGGCUUGCGAGUGGGACUUCGGCGGGCUGGGAUGCGUACUUGACUAGCUGUGUGGGGACGACUCACACAGCCGAUAGGGACGUCAGCUGGACGAAGGCAAAGGAGGUGCUUGGGGCAUAG